This is a messenger RNA of Neltuma alba, 1224 nucleotides long. RefSeq lists its product with no specific name. The transcript has a single exon. Lineage: Eukaryota; Viridiplantae; Streptophyta; Magnoliopsida; Fabales; Fabaceae. Bases 1 to 1224 code for a protein of 407 amino acids. The record is from RefSeq and is a predicted model, not a curated record.
AUGAACAUAAUAUUCAAGAGCCCUUAUGCUAAUGAGGAGCAGAAAAUUGAUAUUGUGGAGAAAGAUCCAGAGAAGUCCUUAUCUUCUCAAUCUUGGAAUGUUUUAUCAGAAAAGUCAAGCUUGAAUCAACCUUAUGGAGUUGGUACAUGGAAAAGAAACAUAAUGGAUGUUGACAAGUCAAGCUUGAAUCAACCUUAUGGAGUCGGUACAUGGAAAAGAAGCACAGUGGAUGUUAACGAGUUGAGCUUAAAUCAACCCUAUGGAGUCGGUACAUGGAAAAGAAGCAUAGUGGAUGAUAGAAAGUCUAGUUUGAAUCAACUCUAUGGAGUUGGUACAUGGAAAAGAAGCGCGGGGGAUGAUGAUGAGUCAAGCUUGAAUCAACCCUAUGGAGUUGGCACAUGGAAAAGAAGCACCGUAGAUGUUGACCAAUCAAGCUUGAAUCAACCUUAUGGAGUCGGUAUGUGGAAAAGAAGUGAGGAGGAUGUUGAUCAGUCAAGUUUGAAUCAACCUUAUGGAGUCGGUACGUGGAAAAGAAGCACAGUGGAUGAUAAAGAGUCAAGCUUGAAUCAACCUUAUGGAGUUGGUACAUGGAAAAGAAGCGUGGUGGAUGAUAAAGAGUCAAUCUUAAAUCAACCAUAUGGAGUCGGUACGUGGAAAAAAAACACAGUGGAUGUUGACAAGUCAAGUUUAAAUCAACCUUAUGGAGUCGGUACGUGGAAAAGAAAGACAAUGGUAAAUAAUGAGCCUAAGAGUUUAAGAUUGAAAAAAAUAUGCAAUGUUAAGGAAAGGUUUGUUGGGGAAGAUGGCAAGUUUUGUGCAGAGUCUGUGAAAUCAUUACUUGAUUUCGUCAUUUCAAAGUUGGGGAAGGAAAUUGAAGCACUCACAAGCUCCUUUGUGCCUCAUCAAACUCAGUACACAAUAUUGGAGGGUGUUCAGAGGGUUUCAAGUGAAGGUGUGAUGUGUCACAAGUUGAAUUUCAAGAAGCCUGUGUUUUACUGUCAUCAAGUGAAUGCAACAAUCACUUACAUAGUUCCCAUGAAAGCUGCUGAUGGCACGAGAACAAAUAUAGUGGCUCUUUGCCAUCGUGAUACAAGAGGUAUGGAUCCCCAUAAGUUGUUCCAUCAACUCAAAGUCCUACCAGGAACAGUGCCAGUUUGCCAUUUCUUGGGAUCCGGAGCUAUCUCUUGGGUUCCAAGAAAUAACGAGCUUAAGGCUUCUCGCUAA